Molecule: messenger RNA, 1521 nt
Organism: Ordospora pajunii
Lineage: Eukaryota; Fungi; Microsporidia; Ordosporidae
Product: AAA ATPase
Exons: 1
Coding region: 1-1521 (506 amino acids)
Biological process (GO): ribosome biogenesis
Cellular component (GO): nucleus
Molecular function (GO): preribosome binding; RNA binding; ATP binding
Source: RefSeq, a predicted model, not a curated record
AUGCACAAUAGGGGGGUUGUUAAGGAUGCAGGAGCGAUUCUACGGGAUAAAUACAUCACGUCGCACUUGAAUGACAGCCUCAAGAUUGACAAGGAAUAUCCUGCGCUUGAGAAGAUGGGGGGAAUGGGCUAUGUGUUGCCGAAGAUAGUGGAGCUUGUUUACAAUCCGUUAUUUCGCAGAGAUAUGUAUGAGGGGCUUGGGAUUGCGCCUCCCAACACCCUGUUGUUGCACGGGGUGUCUGGGGCUGGAAAGACAUUUCUUGUGAAUUGCAUAAGCCAGGAGUAUAAGGUACCGAUAGUCAAGGUGUGUGUUGAUUCUGACAAGGAGCUGAGGGAGUCGUUCAGAAAGGCAUCGUUGCUGGAUGCAUCGAUCAUACUUGUGGAGGACAUUGACUGUCUUGGAGAGGAUGACAAGAAGGUGAUAGCACAGCUGUCUGAGUAUAUUGAGAAUCACAAGGGGAAGUCUGUAGUGAUUGCGACAGCAAAGAAUCCAGCAUUUAUACAUGAAAGCCUGAACAAAUUUGAUAACUCGCUGCUUGUUAGGAUUCCGAGUCGUGCACAGCGUGGAGAGGUGCUGGCAAGAAUUACUGAGAAGAUGCGGUGCGAGCACAUUGAUUGGUUUGAGCUUGCUGAGAUGAUGCCGGGGUUUGUUGCAAGAGACAUAAAGAAGCUGGUUAAAAUUGCAGCAGCCAAGGCUGUGUUUGCAGACAGUGGGAUUGUAAGAAUCAGUGAUUUUUUGGCUGCACUGAAGGAGAUGACAAGGAAAGGAACAGAGAUAACGUUUGACAGCAUCGGAUCGCUGGAGGAUGUCAAAGACGAGCUGAACAUGAGCAUAAUAUUUCCUUCGAGAUAUCCCGACAAGUUCCGUAAGCUUGGGAUCACACGACCAUCAGGAAUUUUGCUAUAUGGGCCGCCUGGGUGUGGGAAGACGUUGCUUGUCAGGGCAGUGUCUAACAUGAGCCAUUGCAAUUUUCUGAGCAUCAAGGGGCCUGAGCUGAUAAGUAAGUAUGUUGGAGAUUCAGAGAAGGAGAUAAGAAAGCUAUUUGACAAAGCAAAGCAGCUGCAGCCAUGCGUGCUGUUUUUUGAUGAAAUAGAUUCUCUGUGUGGAGAACGAAGCGGAAAUGAGUUCACAAGCAGAAUAGUCAACCAGAUUCUCACGCUCUUGGAUGGGCUUGAUGAUAGGGGAGAUGUGUAUGUGAUUGGGGCAACGAAUCGAAUAGAAAGCAUAGACAAAGCAAUACUGCGUCCUGGAAGAUUUGACAAAAUUCUUAAGGUUCCGCUACCGUGUAGAGAUGGCUGCAUUGAUAUCUUCAACAAAUGCAUUCGAGGAAUACCUAUGGAGCUGUUUGAUGCAAACGAGCUUGACCUGGAAGGGCUUAGUGGUGCAGAAAUAGCGGGCAUAAUAAGAGAGGCAGCAACAUUAUGCCUGAAGCAGAACUUCCACUCGGACGUACUUGAAAUAACAAAAGCAAACAUCAUCAAGGCGCUGUGCAUUACAAGAACCACACGAUCGUUUGCAUAA